Myzus persicae (green peach aphid) is the source of this 512-nucleotide messenger RNA. RefSeq lists its product as uncharacterized. Lineage: Eukaryota; Metazoa; Arthropoda; Insecta; Hemiptera; Aphididae. The record is from RefSeq and is a predicted model, not a curated record. Bases 95 to 301 code for a protein of 68 amino acids. The transcript has 2 exons.
ACACCUCGGAAAACAUAAUCCGCCUUCCAACCGUCGAUAGAAGUCUAUCAACUCACUAUUCAAGAUUUAACGCUUAAACAACUUCAACAUCAACAUGAAUCGCAACUUGUCUUUGCUUCUUUUGGUCGUCGCAGUGGUUUUACUGGUCGCAGCCACAACAAUCGAUGCCGAGUGUCGCUGGCUCGACUGCCAUGCACAUUCAGCCGGCAACUGGUGCAACAUACUCGGACCCGGCUGGAAGGUCAAAACUUGGAGACGUUGUAACGGUUUGCUGGGAAAAUCUGAACAGUGCUGCAAAUGAUAACAUUUUUUAGUGUUUAUUUUUUUCGUAUACUUAUAACUCUGUAUGUUUAUAUACCUACAUAUUUGAUACCAGUGCAUACGAUAUGUUGUAAGACACUACGACUCGUUUAAUUACUUUUAUAUUAUUGAAUUAUCAUCAUGUUUAAUUGUGUAAACAUUUAGUGUAUAUUGAUUACAGUUAAAAAUAAAAAACUAUUUCAUAUAAGUAC